UUCGUGGGACUGUGUGGCUCUCUCUGUACCUCUUAUACCCAAAACCCACACACCUCAGUUAUUCUUACUAUGCUUGUUUUGCUUCAGUAACUCAACCCUGAAAUGCUGCUCUUGUUCUCUAUCUCUACUGAGCUGUUGUUGUUGGGUUUGGGAUUGGCUGAAUGAGCUUCCAUGCCUUCACUAGAGAUUGCUGUUGCUCAGCCUGGCUUCCAAAACCAUCUAUGUACACUCAGGGCUCAAACCCCUCUUCAUAGUAAAGUAAUUUCAAGUCCAUUCACCUUCGGAAUUGACAAGAAAUUGUCCUCCUCGUGGAAAUCCUCAGAGAGAUCGAAAAAGACGUACUUCAGCUUGGGGAAUGGUAAGACCCUGAGGAGUAGACUAGUGAUCCAAGCAGUUGCUACUUUUGAAGCAAAAACUCUUGUUCAUAAUGAGAAUGGACACAUGAGUUACGACAGUUCAAAACUGAAUAAGGAUUUGAGUCCCGUUCAGCUAGAGUCUUCAAGUGAUGAUUCCUCAGAAAUGGAUGAGAAAGAGAAGUUAAGGCGAAUGAGGAUUUCUAAAGCAAAUAAAGGGAACACACCUUGGAACAAAGGCAGAAAGCACAGUCCCGAAACCCUUCGGCUGAUCAAAGAAAGAACAAGGCUUGCAAUGCAGGAUCCUAAGGUCAAAAUGAAGUUGGUCAACCUUGGGCAUGCUCAAACGAAGGAGACAAGAACAAAAAUUGGGAUUGGAGUUCGGAUGGGGUGGGAAAAACGGCGGAAGAAGCUGUUAUUGCAGGAAAACUGCUGUUAUGAAUGGCAAAACUUAAUUGCUGAAGCCUCUAGACGAGGUUAUGAUGGUGAGGAGGAGUUGCAAUGGGAUUCCUACAAGAUCUUAGAUGGAAAGCUUACGGAGGAAUAUAUAGAGAGUGUUGAACAAAGGAAGACAAUGCGCAGGCCAAAAGGAAGCAAGAGAGCCCCUAAAUCUCUUGAGCAAAGGAGGAAAAUCUCCCAAGCAAUCUCAGCAAAAUGGAAUGAUCCGGAGUACCGUGAUCGGGUUUGCUCUGCCUUGUCAAAAUAUUAUGAUGCAUCAUACGGAGCUGAAAGGAAGCCAAGAAAAAGGUCACCUAGUAAUACAGAGUCCCCAAGAAGGAGCCCUACAAAGAAAAAGGAGAAGGUUUCUGAAGAAAAAAAGGUUUCAAGGAAUGAGAUUAAACAACAGAAACUGAAAUCGAGGAGAAGUAAAGGACCCAUGUAUAAGGAUCCUCUGGCAAGUUCUAAGAUGGAGAUGAUAAAGAAUAUUAGAGCACAAAGAGCAGCUACUGAAACCAAAAAAACUGAAGCCAUAGAACGAGCUAGGCUAUUGAUUGCUGAAGCUGAGAAGGCUGCCAUGGCUCUUGAGGCUUCUGCAACAAGGAGCCCUGUUGCUCGAGCUUCCCUCAUUGAAACACGACAGCUUAUAGCUGAGGCAAUUCGGUCAAUUGAAUCUAUAGACACAAUGCAGAGCUUUACACGUGAGAAUGAAGAGUCUUCUGUUGCAUCAGAUGAAAUGAUCAGCCAAAGUCAGAAGGAAAACUGGUUUUGGGGUCUGACUGAAGCAGAUGAUGAAAGGGUAAAUGGCACCCGAACCUAUGCAUCCCAUAAGAAUGAAAUGCUCUCAGUCGCACCAAAUGAAUUGUGUAGCCUAAUUGAGAAGGAAAAUGGGACUUGGGGUCUGGCUGAAGCAGAUAAUGGAAAGGUAAAUGGCACACCAACCUAUUCCACAUUUGAGAACCCAAACCCUCUAUUCACAUCAGAUGAAGUGCAUAGCCAGAUAGAGAAGGAAACAGAUACAGGGUUUGGUGGUUUGACGGAAGCAAAUAAUGGCAAAGUUAAUGGCACCCAAACAUUAUCGUCAGUUAAAGACGAGAACGUUGUCUUUGACAAGUUCACCUUGCAGGAUAUGCUACGUGAUGAAGUUGACGUUUCCUCAAUGAGCUCCGACGAUGAUGAUGCUUUGCUGCUGUCUAGUUUGGAGCAAUCAGGUUCGAGCACUCAGUUGGACGAAAUAGAACCUAAUGAGACUACUGAAUGCAACAAGAAUCUUCAACUCAAUGAGACCAAAGUUGGACUCCAAGGAGAUGAAAUACCUUCAACAAUGGCUACUGUAACUAAGAAAUGGGUCCGAGGAAGGCUUGUUGAAGUACCAGAAGAAGCUUAGGUACAGCAAAUUCCCGAAUUUCUUCUGAACAUUUUGAUCCCCAAGGCCUGUCUUGAUCGCAUCUGCUACUAGCAAAACAUCAGGGAUGUCUUGCUUCAUACCUGAGGUUGGCCACUGCUAGUUUCACAUAGAGCUGAUAGUAUUCGUCAACAUGAUUGUUUUUACAUAAUACUGUUGAAGAAUUCUCUUGCGCAUUUGUAGCAGUGGAAGGUAGCAUCCCUUAGCCUUAUUUGAUAUUGAAGAUACUUUACAUUUUACAGAUCUGUAAUAUGCUAUAUUCAACUGCCAACUAUAGCACCUUUUUUCUCAAAUAGUAAAUGGUUUAUUUUUGUGACCAAUGUUAACUAUGAAGCAACCAUAUAUGAAUAUUGUUAUUUGGGUU
Argentina anserina (silverweed cinquefoil) is the source of this 2560-nucleotide messenger RNA. RefSeq lists its product as uncharacterized. The record is from RefSeq and is a predicted model, not a curated record. Gene Ontology annotation, molecular function: DNA binding. Bases 172 to 2178 code for a protein of 668 amino acids. Lineage: Eukaryota; Viridiplantae; Streptophyta; Magnoliopsida; Rosales; Rosaceae. The transcript is spliced from 7 exons.